Messenger RNA from Sinocyclocheilus anshuiensis, 723 nucleotides. Its product is annotated as serum amyloid A-5 protein-like. The record is from RefSeq and is a predicted model, not a curated record. NCBI's taxonomy places the organism in Eukaryota, Metazoa, Chordata, Actinopteri, Cypriniformes, Cyprinidae. Gene Ontology annotation, cellular component: extracellular region. The transcript is spliced from 4 exons. Bases 299 to 670 code for a protein of 123 amino acids.
GUGCGAUUGUGUGGUUUGUUCCCGACCCUGUCGAUCAAAAGCAGAUUUGGGUCUCGAAACACUUGUGAAACGCCCUGAUGCUUUGACUCGCCUUAGUCACGUGACAUGGGUGUUUCGAAUCACACUUCGGAGCAGUGUUUCGAAACAUCUGCGCUUCGGGAUCUCGACACCGUGUCGAAACGUCAGUUUCGUGUCAGCCAUCCCUAUAAAUUAGGAGCUCUCUGAGAGGAUUCUUAGAAUCUUUAAGAAUACGGGCCCUGAUGUGUCUGAACUGAGCGAACCUGAGAGCUCUGUAAUCAUGAAGCUUCUUCUUGCUGUGCUGGUGUUGGUUUUGGUGGUCGAGACCCAGGCACAAUGGCACCAAUACCCAGGACAAGCCAUCGAUGGUGCAAAGGAUAUGUUUUGUGCUUACCAGGAUAUGAGGGAGGCCAACUGGAAAAACUCAGACAAGUAUUUCCAUGCACGCGGGAACUAUGAUGCUGCAAGCAGGGGCCCUGGAGGCAGAUGGGCAGCCGAAGUGAUCAGUAAUGCAAGAGAGGCUCUGCAGGGAUUGGGUGAUUCGGGCCGAGGUAAAGUGGACUCUGAAGCUGAGCAGGAAGCCAAUCGCUGGGGACGUAACGGCGGUGACCCCAACCGCUACAGACCGAAAGGCCUUCCCAAUAAGUACUGAAAAGAAGAUCAUCAGUGCGAUAGAAAAUGACUGAAAUCAUUUUACUGUAAUAC